Molecule: messenger RNA, 949 nt
Organism: Dreissena polymorpha
Lineage: Eukaryota; Metazoa; Mollusca; Bivalvia; Myida; Dreissenidae
Product: synaptonemal complex central element protein 2-like
Exons: 4
Coding region: 150-641 (163 amino acids)
Biological process (GO): synaptonemal complex assembly
Cellular component (GO): central element
Source: RefSeq, a predicted model, not a curated record
ACGCAUUAGUUUGCCUGUUCACCGUUUCCGGUGAAUCAAGAAAAUUGUAAACGCUAAAAACGUAAAAUAAGAAAACUAAUCACAUAUAUAAUGAAUUGACGUUCUAUUGAACAGUACCUAGUGUCUUGUAGAAAUUAUAAAACAACAACAUGGAAAAAGAAGACAAUCAUGGAUAUUCUGGGCAAAAACAGCAAUGUCUAUCAGAACACAGAACAAGAACAUCAAUAGAGAAUAGGUUAGAAGGAGAUGCCAAUAAUCUUCAAGCUGAGCAGUGCCUGGACAAGUUGUAUGCUGGGCUGCUGGAGCCCUUGGUAGAAAAGCCAACAGCCAAAUACAUUGCUGACACUGCUCAACAGCUUGUGGCCGACCUGAAUGACAAAAGAAAAACUGACAGUCAGCUGUUGGAGAGUUUUAGGCAGUCAUUGGAGCAGGAGACCGCGCGGAUGUUCAAGACUGUACAGCAGCAGAUGUACCAAUCAUACGAGGUCCAGAGUGCCCUGGUGGACCAGAAACUCCAAGAGCUGUUUGCCUGCCUUGACAAGAUAUCGGCCACCGAGGCAGAGCUGCAAACAUUUAGGCAGUCCCUGAAAAAUCUCUUUCAAGAGAUGCAUGCAGCGACUUCCCCUGAGCUUUCUCAAUAAAUGUGCAUCUGGAUAGAUAAAGUACCAGUUCACUUUGAUGUACAGCUGUAUAGCUGAAAGGGUGUGUUAAAGAGGAACUAUAACACCUCCAUUGCAAUCAAUAUUAGAUAUUGAAAGAGAGAUUUAUUGCCCAAGUACACAUCAAGACUAAGGUGUGUUAUGUUGUACAGAGUAACAUCUUGUUGAUUCUGAUAACGUUUGUUACAAAGCACAUUGAUAACAUGUUAUAUUCCAUUAAAAUGUAAUGUGAACAUGAACUGCAUGGACAUUGUCACUGUAAUAAAUCUUUCUUUUUUUGUUCCACAAAA